GGAAACUCUUUGCUCUAAGGUCCUCCGACAGAGGAGGCUACAGGCCCCAAGAAACCCCAGGAGUCAUCCGAACCCAUGCGGCAAAUGCUGAAGGAAAUGCUGCAGGGACAACCAGUGAGGCAAGGACACAAUGUGCUGAAGGCGAGGUUUCCCGGAGGAAGCAGUGGCUCAAAGGCAGCCCCCAGUGCAGGAAGGGAGGCCAUGCCACGCACAGUCACAGGAGAUUUGGACCCCAACUUGCUUCAUUUGGAAAAGCUGGUAAAGCAAGGAUUAAGGAUCUUGGCGCUUGGUGAAGAUGAACCUGUUGAUGAAGAUGAUCCUGUUGAUGAAGGUGAUCUGGAUUCCCAACCCAUAUCCAUUACUGAGCCUCUGGAAGAUGCUGAGGGUGUGGCUGCAGGGAGAACUUUUCCAGCUCUUUUGGUGGAUACUGCACACAAGCCCAGCUCCCAUGGCAGGGAUCCCCUGAGAAGGAAGGAAAUGUGUAUAGGAGAUAGUGGGGCCCUGGAGGAACCCAAACAUCUGGACCAAAUUCUGAGUGAACCGGAGACACAGCAUGAUGCAGCCGGCACCACAGCACAUGCUGACAAUACUUGGAACAACAUGAGAAGAGCUUUCUGCUGGGGACCACAGUGUUUGAUUAAGAUAAUGGCCAUUGUGGCUGCUGGGUCACUUUUCCUGAUCACGGGCUGUGCCGGAAUCUGGUAUUGCUGGAAGAGAAAAUGGCACAUCCUUGAAGAAAAGCUGAACGCUAGUGACUGGUUCAGUGACCUCUACAGCCUGAAGAGCUACAGCAGCAGCUCUGAGCCUGACUAGUUUAUAUUUGCACCUCCAUGCUCUGCGGUGCUUUGAAGCCACAGGCCCAGCCCUUCAGCCAGGGCUGAAGGCAAAACCCC
Molecule: messenger RNA, 893 nt
Organism: Hirundo rustica (Barn swallow)
Lineage: Eukaryota; Metazoa; Chordata; Aves; Passeriformes; Hirundinidae
Exons: 8
Coding region: 76-813 (245 amino acids)
Source: RefSeq, a predicted model, not a curated record